Messenger RNA from Otolemur garnettii (small-eared galago), 2437 nucleotides. It is a transcript of the gene TLCD3A, whose product is annotated as family with sequence similarity 57 member A. Lineage: Eukaryota; Metazoa; Chordata; Mammalia; Primates; Galagidae. The transcript has 5 exons. Gene Ontology annotation, biological process: lipid homeostasis. Gene Ontology annotation, cellular component: membrane; endoplasmic reticulum. The record is from RefSeq and is a predicted model, not a curated record. Bases 28 to 612 code for a protein of 194 amino acids.
AGCCAGGCGGCCGCACCCGGAGCACCCAUGCUGCUGACGCUGGCGGGGGGCUCGCUCUUCUUCCCGGGACUUUUCGCGCUCUGCACCUGGGCGCUGCGCCGCUCACGGCCGGAAUGGACCUACUCCGACUGCGUGAUGAUCAGCACCAGGCUGGUUUCUUCAGUGCAGGCUGUGCUGGCCACCGGGUCGGGGAUCAUCAUCGUGCGCUCCUGCAGCGACGUAAUCAACAGCAGUGGCAUGAGCAUGAGGCUCCGGGGAAACCUUGGGGACUUCUUUGUCGGCUGCAUCUUCACAGCAGAACUGAGUACUCCAUUUGUGUCAUUAGGCAGAAUUCUGAUUCAGCUAAAGCAGCAACACACCCUUCUGUACAAGGUGAACGGAAUCCUUACACUGGCCACCUUCCUUUCCUGCCGGAUCCUUCUCUUCCCCUUCAUGUACUGGUCCUAUGGCCAACAGCAGGGACUGAGCCUACUCCAGGUGCCAUUCCAUAUUCCUUUCUUCUGCAAUGUGGCCAAUGCCUUCCUCAUUGCUCCUCAGAUCUACUGGUUCUAUCUGCUGUGCAGGAAGGCAGUCCGGCUCUUUGACACUCCACAAGCCAAAAAGGAUGGUUAAAUGCUCCAGGAGUCAGGCAAUGAAGGUGCCUUCUCUUAUCAGCUGCCACCUCUACUCAGUAUUUCAUGAACCAAAUUGUGCCCUGGGUGGGCUCAGCAUUUUGGAUAUUGACAAGCAGAUGAAUUUGAGUUUUUCUAAAGAAUAUUCAUAUUACCUCCCUCUUCUAACCUGCCCCUUUUGCAAAAGCACUUUCUUCUCAGUAACAACAGUUGGAUCCUGUCAAACCUCUACUGCAGCAAGGUGGUUUUAAUGCAAGCCUGAGAAUCUGCCCUGGGUCUUAUCUCAAGAGCUCUGGGAGGUCGAAGCACAGGAUGUGAAGAUCGGUGGAUCAGGGUGAUGAGUGUCUGGGCACCUGCCUGGCCCUUAAUAUUGGUAGCUACUUACACUCCCAACCACUCAGGGCAGCACCCAUAGUACUGGGCCCGCAAAAGUGAAUGAUGUCUUGGUUCUUGAAAUAAUGUCUUCUUGUGCUAUUGGCCUAGGAAAAUCAUUGUGUUUAGGUAGUUUUUGUUGUUUAUCAGAUAACCCUCUGGUUCUUUGCCUUAUCCUCUCAUCCAUGUCAACACUGACUUCCAGUCAGAAGUCUCACUGCCAGUAGGGUAUGAGGCAUGGAUGGGAACCUGAAGCACUUGAGUAGGUAGGGAGGCCAACAGAGGUCUGCAAGACCUCUGCAGGCUGACUUGGUAAAAAGACCGUCAAAUUCACAAGCUUGUUGAAAAAAGUCACAAAUAGUAGUCCCUUUUUAGCAUGUGCCUUCAUACCCAGCUUUCCCCAUAUCUACCUGUAAAGGGUGUUCUCUCCUAAAAACUAGAGGGGCAAAGUGAAAUGAUGGCUUUGGUAGCUGUUUACUGGGUAAUCCCACUCUUUGACAGUCCUUUUCAUCUGAUAUGAAAAGGGACUUCUAUACUGCAAACCAUGAGAUGUCUCAUCUAGACCACAGAAUACUUUUCCCCGCGCCUCCUGGUGAAACAGAGCUUGUGUCCAAAGCCCAGUCCUGUGUGAGUGUACUGGUAUUUAGCCACAGAAGACUGGAGAGCAAAAGGGCAGCAACCUGGCUGGGGACUGACACCUUCACCCUACUUGCAAAUAGGAUCCUCUGGUGCCAACACUAAUUAUUCCUUAAUGAUGGGUUUCAGAGCCUACUACCAUGUUUUCUUCAAGUGGUAGUAAAAAACUAGAAUUUAAGUGCCUUUUAAUUCAUCCGUGAACUUUUAAAGAACUGAAUGAUUUAUAAUAGUGUCUGAAAUUUUGACUGUUUCCGUCUUUAAUGGAUGCCAUUUAAAAACAUAAAAUGCUGUAAUUUUUUUACUGGUUUGUUUUUACUAUCAGUAUAUCUUUAUAAGUCACCAUUGGUGAUUAAAUUGCACUAAUAUCUCCCAACUUAUCUUCCUUGGUGAAUACAUCAUUACUGAUUUCCUUAAGAAUGAUCUUGUGACCCAACUUGACUGGUUGCUGUGUGCUAAUUCCUGGUCUGUUUAUAGCCAUAUUAACUGGCAGUGGGGUAUGUGUGUGUGAAUUAUGUUCAUCUUUCAGGAUGGCCUUGCUCAUACCUCAAACCUGUUUCUGUGGCUCAUGAUCCCAAGAAUACGUUGACGGUUCCCAGAAUUCAAGCCCAGUGGUCACACACUUCAUAAGGCCCUUCAUAAGUGAAUACUAUUACAAGUUGGGGGCAAAAGCCUGACUGUGGUCACAGAGCCAAGGCUGCUUUAUUUGGGUCGGGGAGGGAUCCUGAAUAACAUGUUUUGAAAGAGGGCGUGGCUAUAAAGGAUGUGAUGGGGCAUGUCUUCUUCCCUUAUCUCCCCAAAUAAACAUCUCCUCAACCAGU